Molecule: messenger RNA, 2825 nt
Organism: Ipomoea nil (Japanese morning glory)
Lineage: Eukaryota; Viridiplantae; Streptophyta; Magnoliopsida; Solanales; Convolvulaceae
Product: vacuolar protein sorting-associated protein 35B-like
Exons: 22
Coding region: 103-2475 (790 amino acids)
Biological process (GO): intracellular protein transport; retrograde transport, endosome to Golgi
Cellular component (GO): late endosome; retromer, cargo-selective complex; retromer complex
Source: RefSeq, a predicted model, not a curated record
GUAGGUUCCACAUGAGUUAGUAACACACGGCUUGAUGAGGUGUCACCAGUUGAAACUGAAUCGCAGAAGUUGAGACCGGAGGGACUGACAGGCCGAGAGAGAAUGAUUGCCGCCGGAAUCGAAGACGAAGAUAAAUGGCUGGCGGAAGGCAUCGCAGGCAUUCAGCACAACGCAUUCUAUUUGCAUCAAGCUAUGGACGCGAAUAAUCUAAGAGAAGCUCUUAAGUUCUCAGCUCAGCUUUUGUCUGAGCUGCGAACUUCGAGGCUUUCGCCGCAUAAAUACUACGAGCUCUACAUGCGAGCAUUUGAUGAGUUGAGGAGGCUGGAGCUGUUCUUUAGGGACGAGGAUCGCCAUGGUUGUCCAGUUGUUGACCUGUAUGAACUUGUCCAACAUGCUGGCAACGUUUUACCUAGACUGUACCUCCUAUGUACUGUUGGUUCAGUUUACAUCAAAUCAAAGGAGGCUCCUGCAAAGGAUAUACUCAAAGACCUAGUUGAAAUGUGUCGUUCUGUUCAACAUCCUAUACGUGGACUUUUCUUGAGGAGCUAUCUUGCUCAAAUUAGCAGAGAUAAAUUACCAGAUAUUGGUUCUGAGUAUGAAGGAGAAGCUGAUACUGUCAUGGAUGCUGUAGAUUUUGUGUUGCAAAAUUUCACAGAAAUGAAUAAGCUAUGGGUUAGAAUGCAACACCAGGGACCUGCCAGGACUGAAGAGAAGCUGGAAAAGGAAAGGAGCGAGCUUCGUGAUCUCGUUGGGAAGAAUUUGCAUGUCCUUAGUCAGAUAGAGGGUGUUGACCUUGAAAUAUACAAAGAGACUGUGCUUCCUCGAGUACUUGAGCAGGUUGUCAACUGUAAAGAUGAGCUUGCACAAUAUUAUUUGAUGGACUGCAUAAUUCAGGUCUUUCCCGACGAGUACCAUUUGCAGACUCUUGAAAUACUAUUGGGUGCUUGCCCCCAGCUUCAACCUACUGUUGACAUCAAGACCGUUUUAUCACGCUUGAUGGAUAGAUUGUCAAACUAUGCUGCUUCAAGUCCAGAAAUCUUACCAGACUUCCUUCAAGUAGAAGCAUUUGCCAAGUUAAGCAGUGCCAUUUGGAAGGUAAUAGAAGCACAAGUUGACAUGCCUAUUGUUGGAGCUGUUUCGUUAUAUGUCUCCCUUCUGACUUUUACACUUCGUGUACAUCCUGAUCGGCUUGAUUAUGUGGAUCAAGUACUGGGAGCUUGUGUUAAGAAACUCUCUGGCAAUCCAAAGCUUGAAGAUAGUAAAGCAACAAAACAAAUUGUUGCUCUCCUCAGUGCUCCACUAGAGAAAUAUAGUGAUAUUGUCACAGCUCUAACACUCUCCAACUAUCCACGAGUUAUGGAUCACCUUGAUGCUGGAACAAAUAAAAUUAUGGCAAAAAUUAUAAUUGAAAACAUUAUGAAAAGGGAUACCUGUGUUUCUACUGCUGACAAGGUUGAGGUUUUGUUUGAAUUGAUAAAGGGGCUCAUCAAAGAUUUGGAUGAAAGUACUACAGAUGAGUUUGAUGAGGAAGAUUUCAAGGAGGAACAAAAUUCUGUUGCUAGACUAAUACACAUGCUGUAUAAUGAUGAUUCAGAAGAGAUGCUAAAGAUAAUAUACACAGUGAGAAAGCAUAUUUUGGCUGGAGGUCCAAUGCGCCUAGCCUUUACAGUUCCUCCAUUAGUUUGUUCUGCUCUGAAGUUGAUUAGAAGAUUGCAAGGUCAGGAUGGAGAUGUUGCUGGAGAAAAGAUUCCUGCCACACCCAAGAACAUUUUUCAGUUGUUGAGUCAGACUAUUGAGGUUCUCUCAGCAGUUCCAUCAUCAGAAAUGGCAUUGAGGUUGUACUUGCAAUGUGCAGAGGCUGCCAAUGACUGUGAUCUUGAACCCGUCUCUUAUGACUUUUUCACACAAGCAUUUGUACUAUAUGAGGAAGAAGUUGCGGAUUCUAAAGCACAAGUGACUGCUAUUCACUUGAUAAUUGGAACUCUUCAGAGGAUGAGUGUAUUUGGUGUUGAGAACAGGGAUACCUUAACUCAUAAAGCUACUGGGUAUUCAGCAAAACUUCUGAAGAAACCUGAUCAAUGCAGAGCAGUUUAUGCUUGUUCACAUCUCUUUUGGGUUGAUGACCAAGAUGGUAUCAAGGAUGGUGAAAGGGUUUUGCUGUGUUUAAAGCGUUCUUUGAGAAUUGCAAAUGCUGCUCAGCAGAUGGCAAAUGUUACAAGGGGUAGCAGUGGACCCGUCACACUAUUUGUUGAAAUACUUAACAAGUACCUCUAUUUUUUUGAGAAAGGAAAUCCUCAAAUAACCACUGCUGCAAUUCAAGGCCUUAUUGAGUUAAUUAAAACAGAGAUGCAGAGUGACAGCACAACAGCUGAUCCAGAUUCAGAUGCUUUCUUUGCCAGCACGUUGCGAUAUAUUCAAUUUCAAAAACAAAAAGGUGGGGCAAUGGGUGACAAAUAUGAUCCAAUCAAGGUAUGAUAGUUGGUACUACUGGUAUUUCCCAAAUGCAAUGGCCCACGGUUACCUCUUUGCAUAGGAGCAUUGUUUGAUGGAGUCAGUGUCAACAUCCAUGGAUGGCUUAGCGUACAAAAUUUGUGUAAAAAACAAUAAAUCUUUUGAGCAAAUUUCUUUUGCUUUUGUAAAAUCAAAAUCAUAUACUCCAAGGACAGAACAAAAUGAGAUUUUCUUUUCCUAGAAUUUCAUUUGCUUUUAGUAAAAAAUUGUGUGUAUUGUCCCAUAAGAAGAAUAUGAGAGCAUUUGUAUCCCGAAUUAUCAAGUUGUUAAAUUUAAACAAAUGAGCAAUGGGUAUUCAUGUUUAUUAAAUUUCA